Molecule: messenger RNA, 370 nt
Organism: Geodia barretti
Lineage: Eukaryota; Metazoa; Porifera; Demospongiae; Tetractinellida; Geodiidae
Source: the annotation of a GenBank genome assembly
UCCAAAGUUGGGAGUGAAGUUCACACUGGUGUCGGGGAUUCUGCUUCUGGGUGGAGUGUAUUUUCUCCUAGGGUUUCUGGCUGACAUGCCUCCAGGGGCAGUGUUUGUGGUGGUUGGCAUAGUACUGCGGUCGGCAGAAGGAGUGGGGUGGGCUAUGGGCAACACAACCACGUUAGCACUACUUCCCUACCUCUAUCCCUCCCAUGUCGGACUACUUUCAGGAUUGCUACUAGGAUUUGAAGGUUUGGGAUAUUCCAUUGCUCCACCUAUCGGCAGCCUAUUUGCCUCGGAGGGUGACUAUCAUGUACCAUUCUGGAUGGUUGGGGGAAUAAUCAUAAUACUUUCUCCACUUGUUCUCUUGCUAGUAAAG